AUGGUGGCAGCCUCUCCAAACCCAAUUCACAAUGAAAAGAUCGAGGCCAUUGAGCUCCCCAUCAUCGACCUUUCGGCCGAGAGGUCCCAAGUGAGGAAUCUCAUUGUCAAAGCUUGUGAGGACUACGGUUUCUUCAAGGUCAUCAACCACGGCGUCCCUCAAGACAUUGUAGCCAAACUAGAGGAGCAAAGCCUCAACUUCUUUGCCAAAACAAUGGCCGAGAAGCAAAUAGCCGGGCCAGCCAUUCCCCUCGGUUAUGGCUGCAAGACCAUAGGCUUCAAUGGUGAUAUGGGAGAGGUUGAAUACCUUUUGUUCAACACAAACCCAAUCUCCAUUGCUCAAAGAUCUAAAACAAUCUCAAAUGAGCCUACCAAAUUCAGCUCUGCGGUGAGUGGGUACAUUGAAGCAAUGAAGGACUUGGCAUGUGAGAUUCUGGAUUUGAUUGGUGAGGGAUUGUGGGUCCCAGACACAUCAGUGUUCAGUAGGAUGAUCAGAGACGUCGAAAAUGACUCCUUUUUCAGGCUCAAUCACUACCCACAUCAUGUAAACAAGGACUGCACCAACAACAUCAACAGUAGCUGCAGCAGCAAGGUUGGGUUUGGGGCGCAUAAUGACCCUCAGAUCUUGACCCUCCUCAGAUCCAACGACGUGGGUGGCCUCCAAAUCUCUCCACGAGAUGGGCUGUGGGUCCCUGCUCCUGCUGACCCCACUGCAUUUUGGGUUAAUGUGGGUGACCUGUUGCAGGCCAUGACAAAUGGAAGAUUUGUGAGCGUGAGGCACAGAGCUUUAAACAACUCCUCCAACUCCAAGUCAAGAAUGUCCAUGGCAUAUUUUGCAACUCCACCCCUAAAUGCAUGCAUCAAUGCUCUUCCAGAAAUGGUCACACCAGAGAAGCCUCGUCUCUACAAACCCUUCACUUGGGGUGAGUACAAGAACACUCUUUACUCUCUCCGCCUCGGCGACACCCGGCUAAACCUCUUCAGAGCUUCGACAAACGAUGAACUUGCUUCGUAA
Prunus armeniaca (apricot) is the source of this 1014-nucleotide messenger RNA. The record is from the annotation of a GenBank genome assembly. NCBI's taxonomy places the organism in Eukaryota, Viridiplantae, Streptophyta, Magnoliopsida, Rosales, Rosaceae.